Molecule: messenger RNA, 4375 nt
Organism: Daphnia pulicaria
Lineage: Eukaryota; Metazoa; Arthropoda; Branchiopoda; Diplostraca; Daphniidae
Product: tonsoku-like protein
Exons: 18
Coding region: 80-4276 (1398 amino acids)
Molecular function (GO): protein binding
Source: RefSeq, a predicted model, not a curated record
GACAUCGUUGCACGAUGUGGUCUGCUUGCUGUAGUGAAAUCGAGCGCGAUGUUUUUAUGAAGUUAAAAGAGACAAUAAAAUGAAUUCAUACACGUUUAAAGAUGUUCCAAAACUAUUAAAGGUGAAAGCUAAAGCAAAAUCUAAAGGGGAAUUGAGAGAAAUAGCCAACUGCUGCAAUGUUCUGGGAGAGCUAUAUCAACAACAAGGAAAAUUUGAAGAUGCAAUCGCCGAACAUGAAGAAGAACGUAAAAUAUGCAAACAGUUGAAUGAUUGCAUUGGAAUUGGCAUUGCUCACCGGAAAGUUGGUGAAGCCUUGAAUGAACUUGGGCAAUAUGAAAAUGCCUUGAAACAUCAACAGAAAUAUCUUGUCUUGGCAAAGAGUGCUGACAAUAAGUUGGAAGUUCAGCGUGCUCUUGCCACUAUUGGUAGAACACAUUUUUGCCAUGCUGAAGCAUUGACUACAAAUAACAGAAUUCUUUAUGAUAAAGCGUUGGACAGCUCUAAGUGGUAUUACCAGAAGAGUUUAGAACUUUGUGAGAGGCUUAAAGAAGUUGUUUCAGAAAGAGACUAUAUGCAAAUGAAUUCCAGGUUACUUUUAAAUUUGGGGCUUGUUUGUGAUCUACAACAACAAGAUAGUGCUGCUGUUAAUUAUUUUAAAAAGGCCAGCUAUAUAGCUGAUAAAUAUAAUUUCAGAGAAGAUCUGCAUAGGUGUCAUUACUCUUUGGCAUUAUUUUAUCAAAGAAGAAAAAACUACAGCCAAGCUAAAAGGGAAGCAGAGAUGGCAGAGAAAGUUGCCUUCCAGCUUAAAGAUAAAUCAUUAAUCUGCGACGAUCUAGCAUUGAAAGCGCAACUGUUUGUCAUAAUGGCCGAUUUUGAAUCUGCGCGAAGGUAUUUACUUAAAGCUUACAAACAGAAAACUCCGGUCGUUCAAGAUCGUGAAAAAAUCGAAAGCGAUUUAAGAUCAGCUAUUAAGCUGUGUAAGUUACAGGAUAUGUGUUGUGCCCUUUCUUCAAAUGAUGAAGAAAAAUUAAUGGGACUGCAUGAAAAAAUGGGUGAUCUUUGCUCUUCACUCAAAGCUUAUUCCAGGGCUAUAGAUUUCUAUUUAAAAAUGUUGACGAAAGCCCAGGAGCUCCAGUGGACAGCCAAAGAAAUCAAUCCAAUCUAUGUCUCAUUGAGUCAAACGUAUAUGGAUGUGAAAGACUACAAAAGUGCCAUAAAAUACUAUAAAAAGGAAUUAGAACAUUACGAAAAUAACCCAGCCGAGUCAUGCCGCACGCUUCUCAAUAUAGCCAACGCUCUCGAAGAAGAUGGCGCAACUUAUUACGAACUGGAACCGCUGUACCAAGAAGCCCUCGAUUUUGCAGUGAAAGCUGAGAACCCACGUUUGAAAGCGAACACUUUGAAUUCACUGGCUGUACUGCACGAAAUGAAUGGAUACAUGGAAAAAUCUCAGGAAUCCACGGCGGCGGUCAACCAAAUCUGUUCGGAUUACAACAUCGAUCUCGACGACGAUUCGGAGACUCCAGGAUCUCAAUCCCGAAACGAUGGUUUCGAUUUGGAUGAUGAAAUUGAUUUAGACGAUGUCGUCGACGAAGAUAGCGACGAAGAGUCAGAUGUAUUGGAUAACAAUCGAGGCAGGAGAAAACCCAAAAAGAAUAUCGAGAAACUCAAUGUGAAAGGUGAAACAGCACUUCAUCGGGCUUGUAUUAAACAAGAUAUCGCAUUGGUCCGCCUAUUACUGCAACAGAAACACAAAGUUAAUGUCCGUGACAACUGUGGAUGGACUCCGCUUCACGAGGCCUGUAAUUAUGGAGAUGUGGAGAUAGUGCAAUUACUUAUCGACAAUGGAGCAACAGUAAAUGAUCGAGGCGGUAAACACUGUGAAGGUGUCACUCCUUUACACGAUGCCGCAUCUUGCGGUCACAUUGAAGUUAUGGAAGCUUUACUUCGGAAUGGUGCCAACCCACUGUCACAAACUGAUGUCGGAGAAUCAGUUUACGAAUGCCUAUUAAAAUGGAGACUGCGAACUGGGGGAGACUUAGAUUCUCAAACGCUCAAAGAUUGCCUUAGCAUGGAAAAGAAACUUUCAGAUUCGAUGAAGAAAGCGAAUCAGGUCAUCCCAUCGAUGAGAGAAGUCGAACACAAACAAUCAAGCACUUCAGCCCUUAUUCCAGAAGACGAAGUUGUUGAAAAUUCUUUCCAAAAUGAUGAUUUGUCGUUUAUUAAUCCUUCGGACGACGCCGAAAUAGAAGGUCCUGUAAAGAUAAGAGUAUCUAAGGAUAAACGCCUGGCAUCUUCUGCUGCUCAGCGAGAGUAUGCCCAAGCGAUGAAAGUGAUUGGAAGCUCCUCGUCUGCCCGUCGACCAACUGUUGCUGGUCCAACUAAAAGGAGCCGAUCACAUCAGCCUGCGCUGGUUUUAGAAGAGGAUCUAACAGAAGAAUGGAUUGAAAACGACCUUCCUUCUCCAACCAGGAAAUCGAGCAAGAAAUCCAACAUUUCUUUUCCGGUUCACAAACCAAGUUACCAAUCAGACAAGGAAAAAACACCAACAUCGUCACGGCCUAACAGGAAUACAUCAAGGCUAAGUUUUAGUAACCGAAGAAAACCAGACACCCCUUCAUCAACUUUCCAGGAGGACAUCAAUCUUAGCGAUGAUGAUUUCGCGGUCGAAGUGGUUCCGCCUUCUGCCAAACGAGCUAAACCUUCACCAAGUUUGAUUAUUAAUUCAAGCGAAGACAGCAAUGAUCGCGCUUCACCAAUAUUAUCCGUGUCGAAACGGGCGAAAAAGCCCGUUCAAUUAUCCAUGUAUGCCUUCACCGAGGUUAAUUCUCAUUCAGACAAUCACAUUCAGGCUCCUAAGAAAACAAUUAGUAAACCUAAUUCCUCUGCUCAACAGCAACUUCCACCACCAAGUGUCCUGAAAUUGUAUGUCCGGAUUCAAGACAAGGUAUUACUCAUCCCAGUAGAGCGCAGCAAAUCCGUCCAGUGGCUGUCGGAUGAGGCAGCCCGGAGGUACUACAACAUGACGGGCCUCAAUCCUGUUUUGUCGCUUCACACGACGGACGGCGCAGUAUUAAAUGGAGAAGACGAGGUCACCCUAAUUCUUCAAGACGGAGAUAAAUUAGUUGGAGAAAUGGUUAAAUGGGAUCUCCAACCCUUGCCAGAAAGAUAUGCCAACCUGUGUCGUCAACUUGAAAUUGCGCGAAUAGGGGAAGUUGACUCGUUGUUGACUAAUGCUCAUACGGGUGGGAAAUUAUCGCUAAGAUUACCUUUAGGAUCGCUCCUUCUUCCCGUCGUCAAAGCCCUGCGAUAUCAAGAGAGCUUGUGGGACUUGGAUCUUUCUUAUGCGAAAUUGGACGACCAUCUUUUUCAGAGUCUUUGUGAAGCCCUUUCAACGUUACCCCACUUGGUAAAUCUCGACCUCAAAGGGAAUUUGAUAACCGCUGCUGGUCUUACGCGCCUAGCAGAGAGUUUGCGAGCAGAAAAUAUCACAGGAUUAAAGAAACUACAAAGGCUCAAUUUGAGCUUCAAUCCAAUCGGAGACGGUGCUGCAUAUCCACUAACCAGCUGUUUUCAUCACAUGUCUGCUUUACGUUGUUUGCAAAUUGAAUCGUGCGAUUUGACGGAUCGGUUUCUGGAUGACCACGUUUCUCCUGUGUUAAAAAGGAGAAGACUUGAAGACCUCAGAAUCGGUUUCAACGAGUUCACCUAUUCUUCCGUCAAAUCUUGGAUGCACGUAUUAGAUUUUUCCUGUUUAAAAUAUCUUUCGUUACAAGGUCUAUCCAAUGAUAGACUAGUGAGCACUUUGUGUAGCAGCAUUCAAACCGCGGGAGUAUGUCAACUUAGCGAACUCGAAUUGUCCCAUUGUAACUUAACGGAUUCCUGCGUUGAAAAAUUAAUCCUUGCAUUUGAUUUUACUCCCGAUUUGAAGAAGAUCUCCAUCAAAAACAACAUCAGAUUAGGAAUAGAUUCAGUGGCUGAUUUGCUGACUUUUAGUCGGACAAAAUGUGUCCAUAUCAAAGAAUUAGAUUUCUUUGGAUGCGCUCUUACCCGAUCGGAUACAAAAGAUAAUGACAGAUGCGUUGAAUCUCUCAGAUCCUUUCUAGAAUGGUCCAAAAGUUUACAAAAGCUAAGUUUUUCAUUUAGUAGACAAAACAACGACCCUACUUGGAUCCCAUCGCUUUCCGAUGUUUGGAUAACGGGUCACGAUAAUGGGGGGAUCGUCAAACAACCUACAGAACACAAACUGAUUUUAACCACUCCAAAUUGUUCAUAGUACUGUAAAUAUGUUGGCAGCAAUCGAACAUUAUUCGAUCAAGUUGUCAAAUUUUAAUUGAAAAUAAAUUCGUUACAAUUCGAAUAAAACAGUUUCGUC